This is a messenger RNA of Trichosurus vulpecula (common brushtail), 1512 nucleotides long. RefSeq names its product cyclin-A2-like. Gene Ontology annotation, biological process: mitotic cell cycle phase transition; regulation of cyclin-dependent protein serine/threonine kinase activity. The record is from RefSeq and is a predicted model, not a curated record. Gene Ontology annotation, molecular function: cyclin-dependent protein serine/threonine kinase regulator activity. NCBI's taxonomy places the organism in Eukaryota, Metazoa, Chordata, Mammalia, Diprotodontia, Phalangeridae. The transcript is spliced from 2 exons. Gene Ontology annotation, cellular component: cytoplasm; cyclin A2-CDK2 complex; nucleus.
AUGACUGCUGUAGCAGCUGUGGUCUCCUAUCCCUCUGAUACAAUAAGGAGGCAAAUGAUGAUGCAGUCUGCGCGAAAAGGAGUUGGUAUCAUGUACACUGGGACAAUUGACUUCUGGAAGAAGACUGCUAAAGAUGAAGGUGGCAAAGCUUUCUUCAAGGGUGCCUUGUCCAAUGUUCUUAGAUGUGCCAUCAGUGGCGCCGGCCAUGCUGGGCCACCUGCAGAGCCGCAGCUCCCCAGGCUGCCCCGGGUAGCCACCCCCAACGAGAACCACGAGAACGUGCACCCAGACGAGCGCAGCAGCCUCAAGCCCGCCCAGACACGCACCGUGCUGGGUGUGCUGUGGGCCAACGUGCAGGCCCCAGGCCCUGGACACAGCCUGGGCCCGGCGGCCACCUUGGUGCUGCAAAAGUCCAAGAGCCGCAAGGUGGCUGUGCCCCUCCACAAUGUCCAGGUCCAGGAGGAGCAGGCUCCCAUCCCUCCCUGGAACGCCACCAGCAAGCAGCCGGCUUUUACCAUUCACGGGGAUGAGCCCGAGGCGGACAAUGGCAAGAAGCCCCCCGGCCCUAGGAAGGAGGACUCGGAGGACUCGGUGCUGGGCUUCCACUCAGCCGUGUCCCUGCAGGACGCCAGGAAGCCUCUGGUAUCCCUCAACUACCUGAUGGACGGCAGCUUUGAAUCUCCCCUUACUAUGGACAUGUCAGUGGUACUGGAACUGGAAGAAAAGCCACCAAAUGUCAACGAAGUCCCCGACUGCCAUGAAGACAUCUAUCCGUACCUUAGGGAAAUGGAGGUUAAGUGUAAGCCCAAGGUGGGCUACAUGAAGAAGCAGCCCGACAUUACCAACAGCAUGCAAGCCAUCCUGGUGGACUGGCUGGUGGAGGUGGGGGAGGAGUAUAAGCUCCGGAAUGAGACUGUGAACUACACUGAUAGGUUCCUGUCCUCCAUGUUGGUGCUUUGGGGGAAGCUUCAGCUGGUUGGGACUGCUGCCAUGCUCCUGGCCUCAAAGUUUGAAGAGAUCUACCCUCCAGAAGUGGCAGAGUUCGUGUACAUCACAGAUGACAUGCACACCAAGAAGCCGGUCCUGAGAAUGGAGCACCUGGUGCUCAAAGUGCUGGCCUUCGACCUGGCUGCACCAACACUCAACCAGUUUCUCACUCAGUAUUUCCUACAUCAGCAGCAUGCCAAUUCUAAAGUGGAAAGUUUAGCGAUAUUUCUGGGAGAGCUGAGUUUAAUUGAUGCUGACCCAUACCUGAAAUACUUACCAUCAGUUACUGCAGGAGCUGCCUUUCGUAUAGACCUGUACACGAUCACUGGCAAAAGCUGGCCUGAGUCAUUAACCCAACAAACAGGAUACACCUUGGAAAGUCUUAAACCAUGUCUAAUGGACCUCCACCAGACCUACCUCAGGGCACCGCAGCAUGUGCAGCAGUCUAUAUGAGAAAAAUACAAGACAGCAAAGUACCGUGGUGUAUCCCUCAUCAACCCUCCAGAGACACUAAACUUAAAGUGA